AUGAACAGUCCAGCAGAGGAAAAGAUGGAGGUUGCAUCUGAACUGAGCAGCUCAACUUUGCAUAGCAGGGACAGUGGGUUCUUUGAAAGAGGUGUUAAAACAAUGUUAAGUAUCCGGAAAUCAAUACGAAGUCCAAACAAAGAGAAAGGAAACGAAGGUACUGGCACUUGGAAGAGAAGAAGUUUUUUGCGAUUCUUCAAGAGCUAUGAGGAGAAUAAAACCACAAUCUGUAAUGGUGUGAAAGAGCUUGGUGAGAAGAUAGAAGCAGAGCCCAUUCAAGGAAAACUUCUUUCAGUAAUGGAAAUCAAUGAACUCAUUCAGAAAAGGCAACUUUUGGAAGCAUUUGCAAGCAUCAAGUACUUGGAAGAUGAGACCAUCGCUGAACGGGACACUGAGAAAUACAAAAAUAGCCUCCAGGAGUUUAUACGGAAAUCCAAGGAUGUGGAUUUGCUUUAUAAUUGCAUCACAAAUGCAAUCCAGUCCAUUGUGGUGGAAACACUGGAGCAUCCCACUGUAGAGGAUACCAUGCUGACCUCCUUGGCGACUUUAAUUGCCCAUGAAGAAGCAGCUCAUCCUAACAUAGACAACAGUGCUGGUCCUAGCCUGGACUUGCUUGGCACACCCAGGAAGUGGAGGGAGGAGUGGAGAAAAGCUAUCAAUGAGAGUGCUAGAAAAAGAGUCCUGAGGGUACCCAUGGUAUCAAAGGAGGAAGAGAGUUCUUGGCUUGGUCUCCACUUAGGUUUCCUCCAGAAACACCUGAAAGAAGACUUACUGAAAAUCAAGUUAUCAGUAAAAAAGUGCUAUCCAGAGGAGUACCAGGUGUGUGACGUGUAUGUGGAGGCUUUUCACAGGGCCAUUGCCUCACACUUGCAAGAGCUUUCCCAAAGACCACUGGAAUUCAACGAGAUCUACACCUUGCUCGACUGGGUGGCCAACACCUACCGCAGUGAACUCUUUCUGGGUCACCCUGAUCUCAAGCCAGAGGUUAAGGCAGAAAACCUGUCCCUGCUGUUAACACCAGCUGAUUGGGAUAAACUGAAAAACAACUACAUCACUUCUGCAAAGGGGAAAAUCAAAAGCUAUUUUGAAAACAUCCUGAGACUGGAGGUCACGGAGAAGUGGGAGAAGGAAGUUCAUCCAGAAGUGAAGGAAAACCUCUACCACUCUUCAUUCUCCUUUGAUAUUCAAACGAUCAUUGGUGAGCACACGAAGAUAUCUGGAGCAGUCAGCAGAAGCCUGGAGAUGAAAAUGCUUGAGCUAUGCCUGGCAGAGCUUCAUAAAUUCAUACCAAGGUUCGGCGAGGAGUUCGUGGCGUGGAACACUGCCCGGGACAGCCCUGUCUUUGCAUCCUAUUUCGCUGCCUAUAUCAACAGCUUCCAUGACCUGGUGUCAGGGUUAGAAACAGUGUUUAAAGUCAACACUGAGGAACUGCAGAAGAUUAUUGCAGCUCUGACAAGGAACUUCACAAAACUAUUUGUAAAUAAAUUAAGAACAAAAGCACAGCCAUUCCUGAAAAAAAUCCUGAGCAAAGACUGGAUUUUGGCAAAGGAAAAGCCAGACUCACUGGUGUUAGCAGUCUCGCAGUUCUCCGAGCAUCUGCCGCACAUGAGGGAGCCCCUUGGGCAGGAGCUUCUGCGUGAUGUUCAUAAGUACGUGGUGAGGGAAUACAUCACGCAGGUCAUGAAAUCCAGAAGGAUAAUGAAAAGGGAGACACGGCAGCAAGUGAGUGAAAAGAUGAACCGGGAAGCCCAAAUCCUUAAUAACAUGCUCAUUGAUCAGGGCUCUGACUCUGAAUGGCUCUGUCCUGCCAUACUGCACAUUGCCAAUAUCAUUGGGGAGAAGAAGAAAGACAAGAUCAAGGAGCACAUCAAGGAGCUGUGUCAGGAUUAUCCAGAUAUCAG
This is a messenger RNA of Apaloderma vittatum (bar-tailed trogon), 1901 nucleotides long. RefSeq names its product exocyst complex component 3-like 4 (gene EXOC3L4). Gene Ontology annotation, molecular function: SNARE binding. Gene Ontology annotation, biological process: exocyst localization; exocytosis. The annotation marks the transcript as partial. Gene Ontology annotation, cellular component: exocyst. The transcript is spliced from 10 exons. The record is from RefSeq and is a predicted model, not a curated record. NCBI's taxonomy places the organism in Eukaryota, Metazoa, Chordata, Aves, Trogoniformes, Trogonidae.